AGAUAAUGAAUGCGAUAUUAUUCAUUCGUCUAGAACACCUCGUAGGCAUCGGGUCAAUAUGCGUGCCCUCAUUAUUCUAAGCAUUGUGGCUGCGGCUAGUGCCGGUAGUUUGUCCGGAUAUAAUUACGGACAAGGGUCGACAACCAGUAUUGGGGGUCUUGCUGGAUCCCCAGUCGCUGCACUGGCAGGACCAGUUAGCUACAGUGCCGCUCCCCAGGCCUCAGUUCACAAGGAGUUCUACAGCUUCUAUGCCAACGACGACGACUUCGAGGAUAAGGCUGCUUUGCAGAGGGCUCUUGCCUCGGUAAAGAAGAACAUUCGCGUGAUCUUCAUCAAGUCGCCGGAGAACCGCGGCUACGAGAAUGCCGUCUUGGCCCUGGCCAAACAGGCUGCCCAGCAGCAAACUGCCAUAUAUGUGCUGCACAAACAGCCUGAUAUCAACGAGCUGGCCCAAAAGUUCAAUGCCGUGCGCCAGAAUGCCAACAAGAAACCCGAGGUGCACUUCGUCAAGUACAGGACUCCCGAGGACGCUGCCAAUGCCCAGCGGGCCAUCCAAUCGCAGUACGAUCAGCUGGGCGGCUCCAGCCAGUCCAUCAACGGAGGCGUGGCAAAUGCCAUCAACUUUGCAUCUCAGGGAGCUGCUCCCGCUCGUGCUACUCCUCAACAGGUGCCCCAGAGCAACUACCUACCCGCCAACAUCCUCAGCCGCCUGCGCCACUAGAAAAUUGCCUUGUUACAGAUUGUUUCGAUUAAAAGUUAUCUAAUUAUCUAAA
Messenger RNA from Drosophila erecta, 773 nucleotides. RefSeq lists its product as uncharacterized. The record is from RefSeq and is a predicted model, not a curated record. Lineage: Eukaryota; Metazoa; Arthropoda; Insecta; Diptera; Drosophilidae. The transcript has a single exon. The coding region runs from base 59 to 721 and encodes 220 amino acids.